Messenger RNA from Pomacea canaliculata, 1990 nucleotides. RefSeq names its product axin interactor, dorsalization-associated protein-like. The transcript has 10 exons. Gene Ontology annotation, cellular component: membrane. Gene Ontology annotation, molecular function: phosphatidylinositol binding. Lineage: Eukaryota; Metazoa; Mollusca; Gastropoda; Architaenioglossa; Ampullariidae. The record is from RefSeq and is a predicted model, not a curated record. The coding region runs from base 446 to 1336 and encodes 296 amino acids.
UACAAUAUUUUGUGCGACAUUUGAAAAAGGACACAUCUCAAUCUACGUCAUUUAUUUACCUAGGAUUUCCGGUUUAUAUCAACCACUUUCAUUUUCUGAUAAGUUAUACUGUCGUUCGUAUAUCAUCAAUUUCCUUCGUGAAGACUGUUCUCAUUUCUUCUUAAUUAUCUAACAAUGUAAUAUAUUUCAUACUUUUUAACUAAAUCUUUUCUUAAUGAAUUUUUUUUCCUUAGACUUAAUGUGUGCAGAUAUAUAUGGUUCGACAGCUAUAUAUAUGGUAUUCAUGCCUAUAAUUGUUUUUAUUUUGAUUGUAAAAUUUUGUCAAUUCCAAAGAACAUUUUCUUGAGCAAAAUCAACUUCUAAAAACUCUUGCAAUGAUACUUUUGUAUAAACAUUGCCUUUAUUAAUGUUUUAUUUCAAAUAGCUAUUUAUAUAUCAGAAAAGAAUGGAUGAAAACGAAAUGACAGCUGUAGUGACUUGCUGGAAGAAAACUUUCAAAACAGCUACAGAUUUUGACGUGUGGGGUCAGCGAGUAGAGGCUGUAGAUAUGUAUAAAAGAUUGUCAAAGGAACUACAUCAACAUGCCAAUUCAUACAGCAGAUUCUCAGACAGUCAAAGGAAGCUUUUACAAAAAAUUGCCUUCUGCAUCGAUUCAAGACAAAGAUUGCUUCUGUCAGAGAAACCAAGCCAAGUUGCAGGUGUUUCUUUAAAUGACCUUCAAAGAUUAGAAUCAAUAUUGUCAAAUAUUUUGUGCCACCAUACAAGUGAGUUUCCGUUGGACAUAUCCAUGGCUCAUAUGCAAAUGAAGCAACAUAUGGGAUUUAGGCAAAAAUUUGAAAGCCAAAGUGAAGAUGAUAAGCAAGAACAGUAUGUGAAUGGGAGCUUAUUGCCCAGGCCUCUGCCUGUAGCAGGGAUGACGCUGCUCACAGUGUGGGUGGAAAAAAUUGGUCUCAAAGAUGUUGCUCAGUAUAUUGACCCCUUCCUCACAGUGUCUGUCAAGGAUGCUGAAGGCAAGGACAUGACAACUUCACAAGAUACACCUGUUGCUUCUGACAAGGAUGACACCUGUAUUCAGUUCAACAUGGAUGUCUACAUUCAAAAAGCUCUUGAAAGUUUACCCCCAGGGUAUGCUGUUUUCUUUGAGCUUAAGCAUUACAAACCCAAGAAAAGAGCAGUCAGUACUAGAUGCUGGUCUUUCCUUGAAAAGGAUGAAAUUAAAGAAGGACCUGUUGUUCUUGAACUGUACAAGAAACCCACAGAUUUCCAUAGAAGAAACAUUAGCCUAUUUACUGUCAAACCACUCUAUCUUCACCUAAGACUGAAGCUCUUCAGAUAAAGUAUCAAAUGUUCUUUGACGGUUCUUUUGAUGAAACCUAAAAGAGGGUAUUUUUUAAAUAUGUAAAUUGUAAAUGAUGCUAAAAACUGCUAACCUCUCCUGGACUGAGAUAAACAUGGGAAUUUUACACAGUAGCAGUUUCUGAAAAUGUAAUACUAUGUCUACUAGAUCUCCACUUGUAAUGUUGGCAACAUUCAGUUGUGCAAAGAUGUAACUAUAGAUGUCACAACAAUAUUUCACUGAAUCAAAGCUCAUUAUACUCAUUCUUCAGAAAGAGACCUAGUCUUCAUUUUGCAUUAAAAUUAAGGAUCUUCAGCAUGUUUAAUACAUUGUAAGACUCCUUGCAUUACAUUCCAUAAAGCUAGCUGGUCCUUUAUGUCUGAUUGUCAGCUACAAGUGUUCAUAGUGAAUUAUCUAACGGCUUGUGUGUACAUCAUGUCUCAUAGUCAGCUGAGUGUUCACAGUAAAUGAUCUGACAUCUUGUAGCUACAUAUCUCAUUGUCAGCUGAUUGUUCACCGUGAAUUAUCUAACAAUAUGUGUGUACAUAUCUCCUACAUUUUUGUAUUCAUGUCAGUAAUUACAAUUCAUGUUACUGUCACAAGUAGACACAAACUAAAGGCAGAGAUUAAAAAAAAAAGUUCUUGUUUGAUGAA